AUGGAACACUCCAACAAACACCUCAAGGAGGCUAACGCCACCGGCGCAAAAAUCGCCUCGGUACUCCCUGACGACCCCAGACCUUGGUGGAAAAGACCCAACCUGCUCAAAUUGUACCUGUUGCUGUGCAACUUUGUGCUCUUUGCGUCCUCAAUCGGUUAUGACUCCGCCAUAACCAAUUCCAUCCAGGCCAUUCCGGCCUGGCUCGAGUUCAUGAACGAGCCCCCGGCCGCCUACAUCGUGUCGCGGAUCUUUAUGGGGCUGUCGUUUUCGUGCAACUACGCCGCAUCGGUGUGGAUCUCCGAGAUUGCGUACCCCACGUCGCGCGGUAGAUUUUCCGCCGCGUACCACGCCAUUUACUACUUCGGCUCUGUGCUCUGCGGCUGGGUGGUCUUUGGCACACAGUACAUUUCGGGCGACGUGUCGUGGCGUAUUCCGCUGGCAUUGCAGGCCGCCAUCCCCACCUUGCUGCUGCCCGCUUUGAUUUACGCACCCGAAUCGCCCAGAUGGCUGGUUUCCGUGGGGGAAACCGACAAGGCGCGCCAGGUGCUGCUCAAGUUCCACGCAAACCACGAAGAUGCGUACCUGCCGCUUGUGGAGCUCGAGAUGCAGGAGAUCGUCGCCGGCAUCGAGGCGCUGCGCAUCAACAACAUCUCGUCGUGGCGCUCGCUCGUCGCCACGCCGGGCAACCGUAGACGGCUGUUUAUCUCGUGCUUCCUCGGCGUGGCGUUUGCGUGGAACGGCCAGGGCAUAGUCACGUGGUACCUGAGCUCGGUUUUCGUUGCUGUCGGGAUCACCGCGACAUGGAAGAAAACGCUGCUCAACGCGUGUAUCCAGCUCUUCAACCUGCUCGUGGCCAUCACCGGCGCCGUUCUUGUCGACCACGUCGGCCGCAGACGGCUGUUUUUGAUCUCCAUUGUCGGCCUAUUUUUCUCCUUUAUUGGCCUCACCACCAUCACCGCCGUGUACACCCAGCUGCACAGAAACAUCGGCCAGGCGAUCAUUGUGUUUGUGUUCCUGGUGUACGCGUUCCAAGCUAUUGCGUUUGCGCCGAUGAUCACGUCGUACCCGUCCGAAUUGUGGCCGCAGGCGACGCGGUCCAAAGGCCUGUUCACGGCAAUGUUUUUCCUGAACGGAGCCACCUUCUUCAACAUUUUUGUGAACCCGAUCGCGCUCGAAGCCAUUGGCUGGCGCUACUACUGCGUGUACCUGGGCGCCCAGGUGAUAAUCUUUGCAGUUAUUUAUUUCACGUUUCCGGAAACAAAGGGCUAUUCGCUCGAGGAGAUUGCGCUGAUUUUCGACAAGGACCAGGCCACGCAGGCCGGGCUGGAGGCCGACCUCGACGAGAAGCAGAACGCAAGAAUCAGCGUCAAGGAACUGUCUGUUUAA
Ogataea angusta is the source of this 1389-nucleotide messenger RNA. RefSeq lists its product as uncharacterized. The record is from RefSeq and is a predicted model, not a curated record. The transcript has 2 exons. Gene Ontology annotation, biological process: transmembrane transport; carbohydrate transport. Lineage: Eukaryota; Fungi; Ascomycota; Pichiomycetes; Pichiales; Pichiaceae. Gene Ontology annotation, molecular function: carbohydrate:proton symporter activity. Bases 1 to 1389 code for a protein of 462 amino acids. Gene Ontology annotation, cellular component: membrane.